This is a messenger RNA of Alnus glutinosa, 684 nucleotides long. RefSeq lists its product as uncharacterized. Lineage: Eukaryota; Viridiplantae; Streptophyta; Magnoliopsida; Fagales; Betulaceae. The transcript has 2 exons. Bases 1 to 684 code for a protein of 227 amino acids. The record is from RefSeq and is a predicted model, not a curated record.
AUGAAGAAGGUAUAUGGGAGUGAGGUUGAGCACUACCAAAACAAUUUGGACUAUGCUGCAGCUGUGCACAAAUGGAAUCUGGGCAUCAUGUGUGGUUUGUUAAAAGAUGACAUUCAUUUCCAUAGGAUGUUUGUAUGCUUGGAUGCAUGCAAGAAAGGUAUAAUUGUUGGAUGUAGGCUGAUGAUUGUAUUGGAUGGUUUCCAUUUGAAGGGUCCAUACGGGGGACAAUUAUUAUGUGCGGUAGGCAAAGAUAGGAAUGAUGACAUGUACCCAAUUGUUUAUGCUGUUGUAGAAUCCGAGUGUAGAGACUCAUGGACAUGGUUUAUGGCUACUCUACUUGAUUUUUUUGGGCCCUAUCGAAGAUUGUGGAUGGGUAUUUAUGGUCUCAUGGAUACAUUUGAUACUGUGUACCUUGGGGUUGAACAUAGGUUUUGUAUUCCACAUCUUCAUGCCAAUUGUAAGCAGAAAGGAUGGAAAGGAAGAGCAUUUAAAGAUGAGUUGUUUGGAGUCGCUAGAGCCACAACCAAAUCAGAUUUUGAACGGCACCUGAAUGUGAUUAAGGGAAUGAGUGAAGAAGCUUUUGAUUACUUGGAAAAAAUUGAUCCUAGAAGUUGGUUAAGGCAUGCAUUUGGAACCAAUUUCAAAACUGAUAUGAUCUCCAAUAACAUUGGCCGAAUCCUUUAA